GGUCCCCUGUGUCCUCCUCCGUGGGAGCAACCGGGAUAUUAAGUGUCAGCGCUGGAGGGAGAAAUACAAGUGGAGGAAUCCCGGGAAACUGGUUUUACCCCUCCGUCCGGUGCCGGCGGCAGGACGGCGGCUGUGGCGGCGCUCCUCCCUCGGCAAAGGCAUAUAAUGCCUGCCAUGGUCCCGGGAGCCGGCACUGCACAGCGGGAGGCGGGCAGGGGUGCCGGGAGCGAGCCAUGGCCUCCAUGGGCAUGCAGGUGCUGGGCAUCGCCCUCUCCGUCAUCGGCUGGUUGGCCUCCAUCCUCUGCUGCGCGCUGCCCAUGUGGCGGGAGACGGCCUUCGUGGGGAACAACAUCGUGGUGGCCCAGAUCAUCUGGGAAGGGCUGUGGAUGAGCUGCGUGGUGCAGAGCACGGGGCAGAUGCAGUGCAAGGUGUACGACUCGCUGCUGGGCCUGCCACAGGACCUGCAAGCCGCCCGUGCCAUGGUGGUGGUGGCCAUCGUCCUGGCCAUCCUGGGCACCCUGCUCGCCGUCGCCGGCGGCAAGUGCACCAACUGUGUGGAGGACGACACCGCCAAAGCCAGGGUCAUGAUCCUCUCGGGCAUCAUCUUCAUCGUGGCCGGCGUCCUCAUCCUCGUCCCCAUCUCUUGGUCGGCCAACAGCAUCGUCCAGGACUUCUACAACCCGCUGAUCGCUGACUCCCAGAAGCGGGACCUGGGCUCGUCGCUCUACAUUGGCUGGGCGGCCUCUGCUCUGCUGCUGCUGGGGGGGGGGAUCCUGUGCUGCACCUGCCCCCCCCGGGGGGAGAAGCCCUACUCUGCCAAGUUCACGGCCGCCCGCUCGCUGCCAGCCAGCAACUACGUGUAGGAGCCGCCGCUCCCGCCUGGACCCCCCGGCCACCGCAGGGAACUGGGACCUCCCGGACCCGCGACCUGCCCCCCCGGCCGGGCUGGGGCUGGCCGG
Pseudopipra pipra is the source of this 959-nucleotide messenger RNA. RefSeq names its product claudin-4-like. The coding region runs from base 234 to 863 and encodes 209 amino acids. Gene Ontology annotation, biological process: bicellular tight junction assembly; cell adhesion. The transcript has a single exon. Gene Ontology annotation, molecular function: structural molecule activity. The record is from RefSeq and is a predicted model, not a curated record. Gene Ontology annotation, cellular component: bicellular tight junction; plasma membrane. Lineage: Eukaryota; Metazoa; Chordata; Aves; Passeriformes; Pipridae.